GAACUUUUGCGCUCUUUCUCUCAGUUCUGGUGGUAAUGAGGUGGAAACAUCUGGAAAGCGAACAAGACAACAACAUCUGAUAUAAAAUGAGUGCACUCUGUAUUCGGUCAAUCCAACUAGCAGUAAUUGUACUGCUUUUCUCAGCUGCCCUCGAGGCAAUCAAGACGACUCAACGGCCAAAAUACCAGUACACAAAGAAGCCUCCCCGAGAGUUGGUCCAGACUACCACAUAUGCUGGCAAACCAACAGUCACGGCAAGAAUUGUGGACUACACCAAGCCAAAAGAGCGCAUUCCUGUUGUUAUCACACAAAGUACCACUAUCCCUGCCGACGUUUAUGUGGACUACCACACCGACACUACAAUGUCACCUAAUGGUGUACAGGACAACUACACUCUGGACUAUAAUGAAUGCUACUUCAACUUCUGUGAGUGCUGCCCUCCAGAACGAGGCCCUCAAGGAUUAAAAGGGGACAUGGGGCUUCAAGGACCUCCUGGUCAAAAAGGGGAACCAGGACCCAAAGGUCCUCCAGGCCCUUUCGGUCCAGCUGGAACUCCAGGAUUCAAGGGAGACAAAGGAGAAAAAGGUGAGAAAGGAAGCAGUGGAUCUGUAGGCUCUCCAGGCAUUACAGGGAAGGCUGGAAUGAAAGGUGAUACUGGCACCAAAGGUGAGAAAGGGGCAAGUGGUCUGCCAGGACUCAAAGGUGCCAAAGGUGAAAAAGGAGAACCUAGUGAGAAUACAACUAAAGGUGACAAGGGUGUGCCAGGUAAAGACGGACCGCCAGGACCCCCAGGCUUCACUGGAGAAAAGGGUGAGAAAGGUGAAAGGGGAGAAUGUGGCCUGCUGGGAGACAGGGGACAGAAAGGAGAGCCAGGCGAUGUCGGGCCCCCAGGAGUCCGGGGUGAUCCCGGACCUUCGGGGCAACAUGGAAUGCAUGGGAAUCCUGGGAUACCCGGAGAACGUGGUGAACCUGGGAGCCCAGGAACCAAAGGGGAACCAGGAGCGAGAGGCCCUCAAGGAUUAAAAGGUAUGAGAGGUAUAAGAGGAAUGAAGGGGGAGAAGGGUCCUAAAGGAAAGCAAGGUGAUCGUGGACUUCGAGGAUUAAAAGGUACAGCAGGUGAUACUGUUGGGCGACUGCGCUCCGCCUUCAGCGUGGGCCUCUACCCCAGCAAGUCCUUCCCAGCGUCAGGCUUUCCGGUCCGCUUCGACAAAAUAUUCUAUAAUGGAGAAAACCAUUACGACGUUGCCUCCAGCAAGUUCAACUGUACCUACCCGGGUGUUUAUGUGUUCUCUUACCAGUUAACGGUGAGGAACAAGCCCUUGCGCGCUGCAUUGGUGGUAAACGGGGUGCGUAAACUGCGCUCACGAGACACCCUUUAUGGCCAGGACAUUGACCAGGCCUCCAGCCUGGUGCUUCUGAAGCUCGCUGCUGGGGAUCAAGUGUGGGUGGAGACCCUUAGGGAUUGGAACGGUGCCUACUCAAGCAGCGAGGAUGACAGCACCUUUUCGGGGUUCUUGCUCUAUCCUGACUGA
Messenger RNA from Colossoma macropomum (tambaqui), 1532 nucleotides. It is a transcript of the gene otol1b, whose product is annotated as otolin 1b. The record is from RefSeq and is a predicted model, not a curated record. The coding region runs from base 87 to 1532 and encodes 481 amino acids. Gene Ontology annotation, molecular function: protein binding. Lineage: Eukaryota; Metazoa; Chordata; Actinopteri; Characiformes; Serrasalmidae. The transcript has 5 exons.